Letharia columbiana is the source of this 222-nucleotide messenger RNA. RefSeq lists its product as uncharacterized. NCBI's taxonomy places the organism in Eukaryota, Fungi, Ascomycota, Lecanoromycetes, Lecanorales, Parmeliaceae. The record is from RefSeq and is a predicted model, not a curated record. The transcript has 2 exons. Bases 1 to 222 code for a protein of 73 amino acids.
AUGGCAAGAAGGACUAUGGCAAGAAGACUGGGCAAGGAGAAGAACUCGGAGAAUCUUGCUGGCAUGGCACAGUCAAGACCAGCAUGCGGCCCGGCAAUACCGCUACACCUCGGCAAAUCCUCUCUGGUCGAGGCCUACACGGACUAUGGAUGUUUGGAGAUACAAGGCAAGCAAUGGGCCUGCAUCUCCGGUCUACCAGCCAUGGGGGCCAUGGCUAUUUGA